Molecule: messenger RNA, 921 nt
Organism: Globicephala melas (long-finned pilot whale)
Lineage: Eukaryota; Metazoa; Chordata; Mammalia; Artiodactyla; Delphinidae
Gene: CYB5R2
Product: cytochrome b5 reductase 2
Molecular function (GO): oxidoreductase activity; FAD binding
Source: RefSeq, a predicted model, not a curated record
AUGGACCAGAAUCGGGCCACACGGCAGGAGGACACGUCCCUGCUCCUCGCCAUCACUGUUACUGGGAUCACUGUGCUCCUGUUGGCCCUGAAGAACAAGAAUGUAAAGAAGAGGUGUCCUAUCACCUUACAGCACCCUGAAGCCAAGUUCCUGCUGCCCCUGACUGAGAAAGAGCAAAUCAGCUACAACACUCGGAGGUUCCGCUUUGGACUGCCCUCGCCGGACCAUGCCUUAGGGCUUCCUGUAGGUAACUAUGUUAAUCUCUUGGCCAGAAUUGAUGGUGUGUUGGUGGUCAGGGCUUACACGCCUGUGUCCAGGGAUGAGGAUCUAGGCUUUGUGGACUUGAUUAUCAAGAUCUACCUCAAAAAUGUACACCCUAAUCAUCCAGAAGCGGGGAAGAGGACUCAGUACUUGGAGAACAUGAAAACUGGGGACACCAUCCUUUUUCAAGGGCCAUCCGGGCGCCUGUUCUAUCAUGGGUCAGGGAAGUUUGCGUUCAAACCAUACAAAACGAGUGAGCUUGAAAAUAAACUGGUCCAUCACCUGGGAAUGAUUGCUGGGGCCACAGGGGUUACGCCCAUGCUGCAGCUCAUCCGCUGCAUCACCAAGAAGCCCAGUGACAAGACCAGGAUGUCCCUCGUCUGUGCCAGCCAGACACAGGAGGAGAUCUUGGUGAGAAAGGAGCUUGAAGAAGUUGAUAGACCUCACCCAAAGCAGUUCAACCUGUGGUACACCCUGGACAGGCCUCCUGUUGGCUGGAAGUAGACAGGCUUCAUUACUGAGGACACGAUCAAGGAGCGUCUCCCUCCUCCUGGGAGGUUCUCGUUCAUCCUGGUGUGUGGCCCACCACCCCUGAUCCAAGCCGUGCACCCUAACUUGGAGAAACUGGGUUACACCAAGGACAUGAUUUUCACCUACUAA